Schistocerca piceifrons (Central American locust) is the source of this 2424-nucleotide messenger RNA. Its product is annotated as alpha-(1,3)-fucosyltransferase 7-like. Gene Ontology annotation, cellular component: membrane. The record is from RefSeq and is a predicted model, not a curated record. The transcript has 7 exons. The coding region runs from base 187 to 1482 and encodes 431 amino acids. Gene Ontology annotation, molecular function: alpha-(1->3)-fucosyltransferase activity. NCBI's taxonomy places the organism in Eukaryota, Metazoa, Arthropoda, Insecta, Orthoptera, Acrididae.
UGCUGCUGCUGUGUAGUGCGUGGGCAGUGCUAUCAGGCCGUCCGACCAGGUCAUCGCGCGUCUCUGCAAUGACGCGUCGCGCAUGGCACCGUACAGUGGCUACUCUUCUCCCGAAGGAACUGUUGUGGAUCCGACGGAUGGGCGUAACUGCGAGCGACUGCAGAUUGCUGUCCUAGCUGUAGGGCAAUGGCCUUUAGGCGGAUGCGGAGGAGCCGCGCGGUGUGGUCGCUGCUUGUGGUGGCGGCGCUGGUGUGCGGCUGGACGCUGCUGUCCGUCAGCGACGUCUACAACAACAGCCUGUCUGACGCCCCUGUUCACAACGCCUGGGAAGACAGCGACGAGCCUGACGCAGACCUGGAUGGCACCCUGGCCAACUGGCGCGGCCUCACCGACGAACAGAUCGGCCAGAUGUCAGAGCUGGGCCGGCUGUUGUUCGUGGACCCGUCGCUGCGGCCACCGCCACGCCCCCGCAACUUCACCAUACUGGUGUGGAGGCACGGCAAGCUGCUCGAGAGGAGGCACCUCCGCCGCUUCGGCGACCGCAAGCUGUCGCCGUGGGAGGGGUGCGCCGUGUCCAACUGCCGGCUGACGUACGCGGAUGUGGACCUGGUGGCGGCCGACGCGGUGGUCUUCCACCUGCACCGCACGGAGUCGCCGGCCGCGCUGCCCGCCAGAGGGCCGCAGCACGCGCACCAGCGCUGGGUCUUCCUCACCGAUGAGAGCCCCCUGCACACCUUCCUCAAGGCGCGCAAGGGCACCAAGCUCGCAGACUUCGACGGCCUUUUCAACUGGUCUAUGACGUACAGGAUGGACUCUGACGUGCCGGUGCCGUACGGGCGCACGCUGGCGUUGCCCGCGGACGGCGGCCACGGCUGGCAGCCCCCGGAGCCGCGGACGCGCCUCGCCGUCAUCAUGGGCUCCAACUGCGCCCGCAGCGGCAACCACCGCUGGGACUACGUCCGCCGCCUGCAGCAGCUGCUGCCCGGCCAGGUCGACGUCUACGGCCGCUGCGGCACUCUCACCUGCCCUGGCCACUUCACGAAGGACUGCCCUGCGCUGUCGCAGUACAAGUUCUACUUGUCGUUCGAGAACAGCAAUUGCCGCGAGUACGUCACGGAGAAGCUGUGGUGGAACGCCUACCAUCACGGUGCGGUGCCCGUCGUUAUGGGCGCCUCCCAGCAAGACUGCCAGCGGCUGCUGCCGCCCGGGUCCUACCUGCACGCGGCGGACUUCGCGAGCCUGGCGGACCUGGCGCGCUACCUCCAGCACCUGGACAGGUCCCCGCGCGACUACGCCGCCUUCUUCCGCUGGCGCCGCCGUUUCCGCGUCCUCAACGAGCACGGCUACUUCGGCGCGCCCACCCGCCACUACUGCCGCCUGUGCGAAGCCCUCAACUACAACGAACGCACGCCCAAGGUGUACAGCCGCCUCGGCGACUUCUGGAACGCCGGCAGGGACUGCUACCCGCCCUACUACACCUAGACGUGCCGUCACAUUCCUUGAGUAGAUCUUUUUCUACUGUGAUUUACGUCACCACUUGCCACGAAAAGAAUGGAAACAUUCCCACAUAUGCACAUUGACCGUCAACGGGAAUGGCAGAAUAGGAUGUUUACCUGAGUUCCCUGUAUGCUUUCCAAGAUAAUGUGAUGUUACGACGUUUAAGAGCUGUUGCGACCUAACGGUGUUACAGCAGGAAAUCCAUCGUGACAGAACAUUUCGUAACUUAAGCCGUGUACAUACGCUACAGACUACGUUAAUGAAGGCGUUCUAUUGUAGCAGGCUAUUUUAACAAUGCUCCACGAGGUACGAUCGCCCGCGAGCAGCCGCUACGGUACGGAGAGUGAGUAUUUCCACUUUAGUGAAUACUCAAACCUCAGUAACGAGUUCUAAAGGAUUCAUCGAUGAAAAUACUGCCGAGAUUUCAGUACGACACGUGCUGGAAUAUAGCAACCAGCACAUUACUCGAGGACGAUGCCAUUUCAUACAAGGGAGAAAGUAGUAGGAACACAUUUUCACCUUUCAAGAAUUUAAUAAAGUUAGAUUACUUUAAAUACUACACGAAGGUGUAACCAACCUGAGUUUCGAAACUUCCUAUCACAGACAAUGUGAAGAAACGCAUUUAUAGCUUUCUUUGUUAUGCUGAUUUUUCAAGAAAAUGUAUGUUUUAUUGUUUUUACAUUACGGAAAUGGAUACGAAAAAUAUUGCUUGCAAUAUUACUUUUCAGGAACUGCUACCCAUCACUAAAGCAGCUAGAGUUAUCUAUGCAAAUUUUAGAUAAUUUGGAUAGAAACAUGAAAUAAUGCAUGCUCGACGCCACUCUUUCAGGCAAAUACCACGUAUUUAAUGUAGUAUUUGAACUUAACAAUGUGAUCUCUUUUUGUUUAUGUAAAGAGAGUUAGUUGUAAGUAUUACACAACCAAAGA